Betta splendens (Siamese fighting fish) is the source of this 1879-nucleotide messenger RNA. RefSeq names its product synaptophysin-like 2b (gene sypl2b). The transcript is spliced from 6 exons. The record is from RefSeq and is a predicted model, not a curated record. NCBI's taxonomy places the organism in Eukaryota, Metazoa, Chordata, Actinopteri, Anabantiformes, Osphronemidae. The coding region runs from base 231 to 965 and encodes 244 amino acids. Gene Ontology annotation, cellular component: synaptic vesicle; synaptic vesicle membrane.
GCUGGCUCAUUUGCGGACCAGGUCUGAGCAUAUUUGCGGGUCUUCGGACGUUUGCGGGUUUCGCAGAGCGCCCGGGAGCAGCGCCCUCCGUCACGUCAGCGAUCACGUGUCUUCUGCCAAGAUUCGCUGAGGAGGGAGAAAAGUUUGGGCAAGGCCGACGAGCUGCGGCGAAGCGGCUGCACACGACUCAGGAAGUUCACCCCUUAUCGAUAGCGCGCAUCCGAGCGGCGAUGGUGCCCGUGACCCAGAAACUGUUGACGUCGGGAUUCAGCCUGGACCUGUCCCCCCUGAAGGAGCCCUUGGCGUUCAUCCGCCUGCUCGAAUGGGUGUUCUCCAUAUUCGCCUUCGGUACGGCCGGAGGUUACAGUGGCUCCUCCAGCAUCAACGUCCAGUGCCACCAGGGCCCCACUCAAGAAAUCCAGGUGUACUUUAAGUACCCGUUCAGGUUGAUGGACUAUCCCUAUAAUGUUCCCACCUGUAAUAUCAACCAUACUGACACCACUACACGCUACCUGACUGGAGACCUGUCGUCCUCGGCUCAGUUCUUCGUCUUCAUCGGCGUGGCGGCCCUUCUCUACUGCAGCGCCACAUUAGUCCUCUACUUGGGCUACAAGAACGUGUAUAGAGGAACCAGCCGUGGACCCACCGUGGACCUGUUGAUAACUGGCGCUUUAACCUUCUUGUGGUUGACAUCGUCCUCUGCGUGGGCUAAAGGCGUGUCUGACGUGCGGACGGCCACCAGCCCUGCACACAUUAUAGCAUUUCUCGACAUUUGCGAGGGUGAGCUCAACAAGUGCACGGCAGGAGCGACGCCUUUCAUGGGCCGACUCAACGUCUCCGUGAUCUUUGGUUUUCUUAAUCUCAUCCUGUGGGGUGGCAACUGCUGGUUCAUAUACAAGGAAACGCCUUUCCACAAAUCGUCCAACCAGCCAGCAGGUGUGGAGCAAGUAGCUGCAGCACAGUAACUUCACCGCUUCUCAUCCCCACGUUGUUAAAUUUGGUACCAAUUGGUAAAAGGUAAUACAGGACAAUAUAUAUAUUUCUAUAACUAAGCUUAUAGGGUUUUUUUUAUGUAGGACUGUUUUUGAAAGAAGUGACAGGAAUUAAACAGGGUUGAAAAAUACUGCACUUCGUUUACUGUGUAACAUUUAACGUCCAAAGAGUUCAAAUGAUGUGGUUAAUACAUCAUGCAGUUUGCCACCCAGUAGCAUUUUUAGUUUCUCCAAGACGCAUCUGUUUGCUAUCAGCAGUGUGUUGAACAGGCUCAGCUUCAUCUAACAAAUAUUAGAAAACAUGAAGUACAUUCUUCCAGAAUGUACAUGUAGUCAAACACAAGUUGCAGUCCAUCCCAAAGGUACAAUAAGCCGUGUGGUUGCAGUGAGUAACUAGGUCUAAAUUAGAGAUUAUUUGUAUUUGAACUGACUUGUGCUGUUUUUCCCCUUCUUGCCAUUUUGUGCCGUUAGUGGGUAACAGUAUGUUUUACUUCAUUAACCAUUUUGCUUUAUAAGAAGUUCUGUUUUUCCUACAGUUAUUUUUGGCAGGACAUAAUGCAUGUUGACACAUUUUUGAAUCUUCCAAACUUGACCGGUUCUAUAAUCUCUAACUUCUGAGUUCUUCUUGACUUUAUACUUUACUGACUUUCUUACUACUUAUUACAACUACUACUUAUAUAUUUUUUUUACCUGGCGUCUUCCUUAUAAGUACAGUAACCUAUUCAUUGUUACUGCUUUUGGUCAGAUCUUCUUUGAUACAGCUUCAAAUUAAGUCUUGAACUUGGAAAAAUGCAGUUUAACACGCGACUGUUCUAAUAAUUUUUCCUAUAAUUCAUGAACAGGGUGUUAAAUUAUUGUGCCUGAUUAAAAGAAACUGUCUGAUUGGU